Messenger RNA from Penicillium cataractarum, 972 nucleotides. Its product is annotated as BTB/POZ domain-containing protein. NCBI's taxonomy places the organism in Eukaryota, Fungi, Ascomycota, Eurotiomycetes, Eurotiales, Aspergillaceae. The transcript is spliced from 2 exons. The record is from RefSeq and is a predicted model, not a curated record. Gene Ontology annotation, molecular function: protein binding. The coding region runs from base 1 to 972 and encodes 323 amino acids.
AUGGAUGAUCGAUAUCGCAAACGAGCAAUGCUCGCGAGAAAGCCUGCCCCUGCUCCUGCUCCAGUCGCAAACUUCUCGAGGUAUCGCGCUGCGAAAGCCUCGGCUAUUCGGUCGAGGAGAAACCUGCGAGAUAGCUCCAGUUCUGGCAGUUCAAGACGCUUGGAGAAGAGGAGACCGGCGUGUCCACCAGAUGUAUCUCCAAACCGACGUCCCUCCUCUCCCAUCGUAAUGCUCCGCGUGGGCCCUCAACAACGCCUCUUCGCCGCCCACGAAUCCAUCCUCAGCGCAUCCCCCUCCUUCGCAGCCCACUGCGCCUCGCAAAUCCCCAGUCCCCCUCCCCCAUCUCACCCACACAUCACAACACCCAGCAAGCGCAUCGACCUCCCAGACGAAAACCCCGAAGUCCUCUCUUGCGUCCUCGAAUACCUCUACAAAGGCGACUACACACCCCGCCUCGUCCACAAUCCCAUCAAAGGAACCUGGACUCUAGACGACGACAUCCUCCCUCCACAAACAACAACCUCCACAGCUGCAAACGCAGGCGCAGCACCAAGUAUAAACGCCACCCUCUCCCCCAACGCAGUAAUAUACCACCACGCUGUCCCAGAAACCCCCAUCCUCCGCGACACAGCCGUCUACUGCGCUGCACUAACAUACCGCCUCCCGUCACUUGCGCGACUGGCCCUGCGCAAGCAGGGACUGCACAUGGGUAUACCGUGUCGAACGAUUCUGGCGAGUGCGCGAUUUGCGUAUGCGCAUACGCCGGAGACAGAGUCCAGACUGCGGGCGCAUUAUUUGGCGCUUAUUAUUCGGUGUCGGGGCACGUUUAAGAGGAGUGGGACUAUGCAGGUUGAGAUGGAGAAGGGGGGGAGGUUGUUUUUUGAUUUGUUUGUUGCUAUGUGUAAUCAUAUGGUGAGUUUAUGCUUGAGGCUCCCUGGUGGAUUUGACUGGAUUGCUGAUUUGAUUGAUUAG